Pieris macdunnoughi is the source of this 573-nucleotide messenger RNA. The record is from the annotation of a GenBank genome assembly. Lineage: Eukaryota; Metazoa; Arthropoda; Insecta; Lepidoptera; Pieridae.
AUGAUUAAUUUACGCUGCGAGGAGAAUUCUGUAGUGGAGAAAAUGGGGAACAAGGCUUUGAUACCUCGUAUUAGCGAUCCAUACGACAGUGGCAUUGAUAGCGAUGAGGGGAAGCAUUCCAGUAUGAACGCUGUCUUUAUUAAGGACCAUGAGGAGGUAAAAAUCAAGAGCAAGAAUAUUUUUAACAAGAGCAACAUUCCAUAUGAAAAACUGGAUGAAAACUCUAAAGAAGUUGAGAAAAAGACGUUUCUAUCCAAACAGAAGAGCGUUGCUAAUGGCGGAAAGAAUUACGGAGAAGGAGUUAAAGGAAGCGACUUGAAUCGUCCUCUGUUGGACUCAUUCAAGGCCCAUGAGCAAAUGAGAAUGACAAAUGUUAACCCGUCAGACGAAAAAUGGACUGCGUAUGAGUCUGAUGGGUGCGACUCGCCGCAGCUUUACGAGGUGGAACUGACAGCUUCGGACGAGGAUGACAGCUCAGUUCUGGAACUCGUCAUCCCGAUGCAAUCUAAGAUAAAGCGAUACCAUUGGCUGUUAGAGUUCCUUUGCUUGGGCUGCUUGUAUCGUUAUGAAUAA